Molecule: messenger RNA, 1629 nt
Organism: Naegleria gruberi
Lineage: Eukaryota; Heterolobosea; Eutetramitea; Acrasida; Naegleriidae
Exons: 1
Coding region: 1-1629 (542 amino acids)
Molecular function (GO): protein binding; hydrolase activity
Source: RefSeq, a predicted model, not a curated record
AUGAUGAAAAAGGCCAUCAAACAAUUUUCCUGUAAUAUUCAUAACAAUAACAACAACAAAACUAGAAAGGAAGCACUCUCCAUCCUCUCUAGAAAACACAAUUAUUUAAAUAAUAAUCAACAAAGAAAUACAUCUUUCGGACAAGAACAAAUUAAAUGUUUUUCAUCAAGCCUUUUAUCUUUAACAUCAUCUAAUAGUAAUACAACAACAUCAACAACAGCAACAACUCAAGCAAGUUCUAAAUUUCCAACUCGUCCAGUUCCUGCCGUAUCUGUUACUCUAUUAAAAUUAAUAACAAGAGGUUCCGAAGUGGAUGGAUUUAAAGUUUUAAUGAUUAGGAGAGGAAAGGCUCCUGGAAAGGAUUUGUUGGCUCUUCCUGGUGGACAUUUAAAUCUCGGAGAACGAAUGAUUGAAGGAGCAAAGAGAGAAUUGCAAGAGGAGACUGGAAUUAAUGCUGAUUUAAUUCAUUUCACUAAUGCUCCACUCUUAACUGUUGAAUCAAUUUAUUAUCAUCAGGAGGGAGAUGAUGGGAAUGAGACAACUUCUCACAAUGAAGAGGAGGAUAUUAGAACUAUGAAGAUUUCAACAAAAUCGAAUGAAAUUAAUUUUAGAAAGGAACUUGGUGAGGAGUUGACUAGAAGAAAGAGAGAAGGAGAUGAUUCUAUUCAAAUUCAAUAUCAUUUCAUUAUUUCAAGUGUUUUGGGUAUUGUUCCACCAGAAUUAAAUCAUCAAAUUGAAGGAGAACCUUCAGAUGAUGCUUCACAAAUUCAAUGGAUUAAAAUUAUGAAAAAUGGAAAGAGUAGAAAUUCUGUGGAAUUGGAUGAAGAGGGAUGUAUUACUACUCACAUGAGUGAAUGGAUGGAUGAAAGAAAUCAUAGAGGAUUGUGUGAAAAGUUAAAGACUAUUUACACUAUGCCAAUUGUUGUACGUCAUGCUAUUAUGAGACUCAUUUCUUGUUAUCCAGAAAUUCAAUCGCAAGCUCUUGUUACACCAACAGAUUUAUCCCUCUUGUAUCAAUUGAAUGACAUGAUGGUAUUCUAUCCAAUAAGAGAUAAGGUUUUGGAAUUUUGGUUCCAAGGUGACAUGGCUCCUCAACAAUGGUGGUUCAAGUCAAGUCCAACCAUUGAUCAAGGUAUUAAGAAAUUAUUCGAAUCUCAUGUUGCUGCUCUUUCCAAUAAGCUUGAACUUCUCUUUGAAAAGUCAUUCGAAGAAAUUGAUGCAGUUUUGAAGAAGCAAUCUAAGGAAACCUUGUUAUCUGCCAUGAUCAUGUUGGAUCAAUUCCCAAGAAAUAUGUACAGAAAUAGUGCAAAGAGUUUUGCUUUUGAUGAUGUUGCUGUCAAGCUUUCAUUAUGGUGUAUUGAAAACCAAAUUGACCAACAAUUUGAAUUCCCAUUACAAAAGAUCUGGUUCUACUUCCCAUUAGAACACGCUGAAGAUGCAGAAUUACAAGACAUGUCAUGCGAACUUUUUGGUAAACUCGUUGAAGAACAUGAAGCUAUGGCUCUUUUCAAUAAGUAUGCUAUUAACCACAGAGAAGUCAUUCAAAAGUUUGGAAGAUUCCCAUAUAGAAAUAAGGCCUUAGGAAGAGAAAGUACUCCAGAAGAAAUUGAAUAUCUAGAAAGUCAAUAA